AUGCCUUCUUCAAAUGAGAAUUUGUCUACAGGGAGAUAUUGUGAUCUUUCUCGUUUGGAAAAGUUUCGUCAUAAAUGUGAUUUAGACAUCCCAAAGAAGUCUACAAUUGAUCACCUUUAUAUAGAUUUUCAAUUCCUAGACAUGUUUCUCAGCUUGCAGAGCUUCACAACUGAAUGCUGGGAUGCUACACAGAAAGUACAAGCUCUUUGGGAUGCAGCUGAAUUCGAAAGAAUCAACUGUCUCGACGAUGUUAAAUCCGUGAACGAUAAGUUGGACGAACAGAUCUGGGAGACUAAGUUGGAACUCAAAGCUAAAUACUCCUUUCCCAAAGCACUUUCUUCCAACAUUGCUACUCCCGAAUUUGUAAAGAGAUUCAUUGAUACUGUUGUAAUGAAUCUCACUGAUUUACCGAAGAUAUCUCAUAGUUAUCUUUGGUUUAAAUUUGUUCCUUGGCAACAAAUAGAAGAGAUUGUAAAGGAGUUGAAGUUAUUGAGAAAUUUUGUCUACUUUAUUUCAGACAGAUGCACUGAUCCUCAAAGCCAACAUACUUUCUUCACUCAUGUUAUAGUUGUGGCUGGUCAUGCAGCAAUGACUUCCUGGUUUUGUGUACCAAGCAAUUGGAGGGAUCCCUUCCGUUCAAUUAAAAUGAAGGCUGCAUUUUCUGACUUUCAAAUGAAUAUUCAGCCCAUUCAACCAUGUAUCCGCAAGAUCUAUAUUGAUGUCCUGCAUGCUCUAAAAUCAGUAUGCCAUCCGAAAAUCCAAGCUGAACAUGUUGCUGAUUAUAAAGCUGGAUUUGUGGAGACUCUCGUACACCAUAUGGAAGAGCUACGUCCCAUUACUGAUAAGCACAAAGAGAGAGUUUCUUUCAAGGAUCGAAUUACAAUGCUCAAUUUCUUGAGAACCAAUCUCAUCAAUCUACCAAGAGAGGCCCUUGAAGAUUUUGAUACAGCAAUUAUUAAUGUAGGGCUUCUAGUUUACUCGACAUUUGACAUCGUGGCUGUUAGGGAGUUAAACCAAGUGCCAGUUCUUGAUUUCUCAGGCGAUACUCAGAGUAUACAAGCACUGAUCUACUUCCUCACUCGGAAGUCAUUUUGCUCCAAUUUACCUAAGAUUGAUGGACUGGGAUCUAUUGAUAUCAUUUUAGACGACCUGAAGGAUUUUCUAAGCCGCUACUCAAACUUACUUCCUUCUAUAAGGAGCCAACUUUGGACAAUUCAGCAGCAACUGGAGCACUUUCAGAAGCAGCAUGACGGAUUCAAAUAUUUUCGGAUGCAGGUGAUUGACAUAUUAUAUGAGGUGGAUCAUUUGGUUGUUGGUUUUAUAAACAAAGAGAUUCCUGAGUGGUGUCUUAUUCUCUGGACAGCGGACAUCAUAGAGGAGAUCACAAAACUAAUGAGGGAGGUAGCGGAGAUUCCUGAAAAGAAAGUCUCUGAAUUAGUAUUGCAUAAUACCACUGAUGUUGGCAGUGCUCAUACUCCAGAAUUUGCUAGGAUUACAAGCAUGAGAGAAGAGAUGGUGGGAUUUCAGGAGGUGAUGCACACUCUAAGACGGCAGCUAAUCAGAGGAUCAUCAGAAUUGGAUGUCAUCUCAAUCGUUGGCAUGCCUGGAUUGGGUAAGACAUUUCUAGCUAACAAACUAAUUUUUGAUCAGUUAGUCGUUUCUCAUUUUGAUGUCCGUGCACAAUGUUGUGUAUCUCAAGUUUAUACACGCAAAGACUUGUUACUAACCAUUCUUCGUGGUAUUAAGAAGGAUACAAUUAUAAGUGAUAAACUACCAGAGAAUGAAUUAGCAGAUAGGUUGCGCAAACUUCUAUUGGUUCAGAGGUACCUUAUCCUCAUUGAUGAUAUCUGGGAAACUGCUGCAUGGGAUGAUCUAUACCCAUGCUUCUGUGAUGCCAAUAAUGGAAGUAGAAUUAUCCUGACAACUCGGCUUGGUGAUGUUGCCUCGUAUGCUAAACUUGUCAGUGAUCCUCAUUUUCUUCGAUUACUUACACCCGAAGAAAGUUGGAUGUUAUUGAAGGAUAAGGUGUUCAAUACAAAAAGUUGCCCCCCUGUCUUAGAAGAUAUUGGCCAAAAGAUAGCACAAAAGUGUGGAGGGCUACCUCUUUCAGUUGUCCUAGUAGCAGGUAUUCUUGAAGGAAUGGAGAAGGAAAAACAUUGUUGGGAACAGGUUGCAAUAAAUUUAGGUUCACACAUCCAGUCUAAGUCAGAGGAUAUAAUAAAUCUUAGUUACCAAGAUUUACCAUUUCAUUUGAAACCUUGUUUUUUGUAUUUUGGAGUAUUUCUAGAGGAUGAAGAGAUACAGGUUUCAAAAUUAACAUGGUUGUGGACAGCAGAAGGUUUGGUAAAAACUCAUAAAGAGAAAAUUUCCGAGGAUAUAGCAGAGUAUUACUUAAAGAACCUUAUUGGAAGAAACCUCGUGAUGGUUUCCAAGAAGAGUUCUGAUGGUAAGACUAAGGCAUGUCGCAUUCAUGACUUGUUGCUUGAGUUUUGUAAAAAGAAAGCCAAGGUGGAGAACUUUCUACAAUGCAUUAAAGGGGACAAUGAUCAUAUGAAUUCUUCUUCUAUUUCCCAUCAGAAGCAUAGCAUUCUACGGCGCUUAUGCCUCUACUCUCAAUUUGAUAAUCUUUCAAAAUGGAUUUCAAUUUGUUCAGAUGUACAAUCAUUCCACUUGAUGAAGGGUACACAAAUUGCAGCAUCAUCAAUACACAAUGCAUCAUACACUUUUAACAGCUUCAAGCUUCUGAGGGUGUUAAAUUUGGAAUUCACUGUAAUUGAUUCUUUCCCAGAAGCGUUAACCUGCUUGAGAUAUGUUGCUGUUAGAAUUUCUGAAGAUUCUUCAUUAUCAUUCUCGUCCAAUCUUUGGAACCUUGAAACUUUGAUAGUUAAAGGAAUGGGAAGACGAGUAUCAUUACCAGACACACUUUGGAAGAUGGUCAAGCUGCGCCAUCUACAUGUAUAUAACAGUGCUAUUAUCCCUAUAUCCAAUGUUCAUGAAGAGCUCCUUAAGAGUCCCCCAAAAAUGAACGAGUUGAGAACUCUUGCCUCAGCAUGGUUUUCUUGUGAGGAGGACGCGAAUAACAUAUUGGUAAAGACACCAAAUCUUCAAAAACUGAGAUGUGAAGUUUUGAGAUGUCAUGACUAUUCCCCUGCAUUUAACAAUCUUACUAAGCUUGAAGUGCUCAAGUUUUCUUGGGGUUGUUUGGGGACCUGGGCCACCCAUCUGAACUUUCCAUCAAGUCUUAAGAAAUUAACACUACUCAAUGGUCCUGUAUUUAGACCUGAUCAGGUUUCAACCCUCCCCAGCCUUGUGGUACUCAAACUGCUAAACGUUUCCAUUAAAAGCGAAGUAUGGGAAGUGACUGAUGAGCAGUUCCCUCGCCUCAAAUUCUUGAAACUACAAAAUCCUUCUUUUUUUGAAUGGAAUGUUUCAGAUGAUGCUUUUCCAUGCCUGGAACACUUGGUGAUAAGAAGAUUGCGACAUCUUGAGCAGAUCCCUCCUCGCUUUGCAGACAUGCUGACUCUAAAAUCUAUUGAGGUGAUAUCAUGCAAAGAAUCACUUGUUGAAUCAGCCAAGGAUAUCCAGGAAAAACAAGUUGAAGAAAUGCAAAAUUGUGGUUUCAAACUCUUUAUCCAGAAGUAGAACAAUCAUCAUACCUUGACCCUCAAAUUCAAGCUCGAUUUGGUUAUCAGGUACGUACACAGUUGAUCCACUGCAACUACAGUUAAACGUGUGUAUUUAUAUAUGUAAUGUUAGGUUUAAUUGAUAGGUUAAAUGGGAAAUGGAGGGAAAAGAAGCGGAGAGAAAAAUGAUUUGUUAUCUCUUGCUUUAUGAAAUAAGCAUUUAUCCACAUUGGUGGUGGAAAGAAAAAGUCUCCUACUUAAAAGUAGAAGCACUCCUUCAUGUUGCUAAAUGGUCAAGAAGAGUGUCUCCCCUUGCGCUAUUGUCGUCGUCACUCGGCUUUGGAAUUGAUUGAUAAUCUUUUUGGACCAAAUUUCCUUUAAUUUUUUAAUUAAUUAAUAUUAUUUAUUUAUUUAAUUAAUUAAUUGAAAAUCCUGACCCGUGACCCGACCCGUUUCUUUCUUUCCUGGAUUAAUUUAAAAUAUUUCCCUCCGUUUUCCCAAAGGUUGCAACCUUGUCUGAAAAGUGACAAACUUUUUCCC
Solanum dulcamara is the source of this 4163-nucleotide messenger RNA. Its product is annotated as putative late blight resistance protein homolog R1B-16. The record is from RefSeq and is a predicted model, not a curated record. Bases 1 to 3642 code for a protein of 1213 amino acids. NCBI's taxonomy places the organism in Eukaryota, Viridiplantae, Streptophyta, Magnoliopsida, Solanales, Solanaceae. Gene Ontology annotation, biological process: defense response to other organism. Gene Ontology annotation, molecular function: ADP binding. The transcript has 2 exons.